AUGGCAAAAACUAGCUCCAAGCAAAAUGAAAAUUUUCACUUCAAUGCUUCCAAUGUAAGUAGCAACAUUUUAGGCUCUAGUUGGGUGAAUCUCUAUUCUACAAUAGAAAAGGUAACCUUUUCAAAAGAGGAUUUCCAAAAUGCAAUGCUAAAUGUUAUAAGAGAGCCAAAUAUUAAUUCUACCGUUGUUCUUAGAGCAGAUAUCCUAAACGAAAUAACUUAUAGUCCUUCAGAUGGGGAAGAAAUUGAACAUAUCACUCAGGAUUUAGAUAAAUUGCCAAUUCCUGAUAAGGAUGCAGUUCAAAUUAACUUGAACGAUAUUACACCAAGAGUUGAUCUAUUUAAUGAUAGUGACGAAAAAAAUUUUGAAAAGAAACAUGAUAUCUUCAUUUGGAAACAAAUUGUUAGAAGAGUUAUACCAAGAAAUGUUUUCAAAGAUGCCAUUAUAAAUCAAACAUGUUUACUUUUGAACUCAAAGAAUCCUACUUUCAAGGAAACCUCUCUAGUGAUAUAUACACCCCAUUUAAAUAACCCUGAUGAUUGCCCAUUUUACUUACCAAAAGUGAAGAGUGUGGGCAUUCUUCUACAUGAAUCAAUAUUAUCUGUACACUAUUUGCCAUUUAGUGAUGAAACUGUUACUAAGGAGAACUCAAUCCCUCCAGUUCUUCUAGAUGAGAAUGACCGUAUGGUAAGAACUGCCUAUAGAUUAUUACAAACUGCAAAUAAACAUUCUAAUGGUGUGAUGCAAGGAUAUGAGAAAAGAGUUACGCAUGAUCAAAUUAUAUCAAAAGUUGUUUUUCAAAAUAGAUAUGUUCAAUUGAAAAAGAAAUAUUCCAAAUUUUUAGUAGAUAGUUGGGUAGAAUCAACUGAUCCAAAAAAACAUGUAUUUGAAGACAUUUCAAUCGCUGCAUUUCUGAUAGAAUUAUGGAUUAAAAUUUAUGGAACAAAUUUUAGAGAAAAAAUGCAGUUUAGAGAUUUGGGAUGUGGGAAUGGUGUCUUAGUAUAUAUCUUAAUUUCUGAAGGUGUAAAUGGUGUUGGUACUGAUGCUCGACGCCGGAAAUCUUGGUCUAUAUAUCCAUCGAAUGUACAAGCAUCAUUAACUGAACAAGUCAUUGUACCUGCCUUAUUAUUACGGCCAUAUCCUACUUUACAUCAAAUGUAUCCUAAUAUUGACUACAAUUCGAAUGUUUUCCCAGUAAAGCUGGGAAAUUCUGAAGAGUCUACUCCAGAUGUUCCUCAAAAGGCAAUCUUAUAUUCAAGUAAGGACCUACUUGAUUCACCACGAGUUUGUACAACUGAAUUUCCCCCAAAUACUUUUAUUAUUGGUAAUCAUUCUGAUGAACUAACUUGUUGGAUCCCACUUUUGGGCUACCCAUUUAUGGUAAUUCCUUGUUGUUCUCAUGGGUUCUCUGGACAAAGAGUUCGUUAUAGAGUUAAAAAGAAUAAAUCUGACAUCCAGAAAACUCCAAGUCCUGCCAACCAGAAUAAUAAUAAUAAAGGAAAUAGUAGUUAUGCAGGCUUAGUCAGUGAGGUUGAAGAUAUAUCUAACAAAGUAGGUUGGCAAGCUCGAUUAGAACUAUUAAGAAUUCCAAGUACUAGAAAUGCUGCAAUUGUUGCCUAUGAGAAUAAAAAUGCUUUAGCAAGUUUUCCAACACAAGAAGUUUAUGAAGUUAUUCAAAACGGUGGUGGUGCUGGAGGUUGGAUAGAAAAUACUAUGAACUUAAUGAAGAAGAAGCCAAGAGGACAUUGA
This is a messenger RNA of Henningerozyma blattae CBS 6284, 1749 nucleotides long. RefSeq names its product tRNA (uracil) methyltransferase (gene TRM44). Gene Ontology annotation, biological process: tRNA methylation. Gene Ontology annotation, molecular function: tRNA (uridine) methyltransferase activity. The record is from RefSeq and is a predicted model, not a curated record. Lineage: Eukaryota; Fungi; Ascomycota; Saccharomycetes; Saccharomycetales; Saccharomycetaceae. The transcript has a single exon. Bases 1 to 1749 code for a protein of 582 amino acids.